AAACACUCAUACGAGAUUUCGGAUGAGUCACAACAAAUCGCAUCGGAGCAAAGCAAAAACAACCGAGAAAAAACGGUAGUGAUUCAGAAAAGUUGUGCAUCCGGAGUUGAUAUCCUCACAGUUUGUAUUAGCCACAGCUAAAACACAUCACGUUCCUCAACCAUGGAGUGGCUGUUCGGGAAGCGCAUGUCGCCGGACGAGAUGAUGCGGAAGAACCAGCGGGCGCUCAACAAAGCGAUGCGCGAUCUGGAUCGGGAAAAGAUGAAAAUGGAACAGCAGGAGAAGAAAAUCAUUGCCGACAUUAAGAAGCUGGCGAAGGAAAACCAGAUGGACGCGGUGAAGAUCAUGGCGAAGGAUCUCGUCCGGACGCGGCGCUACGUGCGGAAGUUUAUGCUGAUGAAGGCCAACAUCCAGGCGGUAUCGCUCAAGAUACAGACGCUGAAAUCCCAGAACGCGAUGGGCGAGGCGAUGAAGGGCGUCACGAAGGCGAUGACCAACAUGAACCGCCAGCUAAACAUGCCACAGAUCCAGAAGAUACUGCACGAGUUCGAGAAGCAGUCGGAGAUCAUGGACAUGAAGGAGGAGAUGAUCAACGAUGCGAUGGACGAUGCGAUGGAGGACGAAGGCGACGAGGAGGAAACCGAUGCCAUCGUGUCGCAGGUGCUGGACGAGCUGGGCCUACAGCUGAACGACCAGCUGUCCGGACUGCCUCAGGCGUCAGGUUCGUUGGCCGUGUCCGGAGCGAAAGUUCCUCAGGCGGCAGCAGUGGGAGCGGCUGGUGGUUCCGGCGGAGCUGGAUCUCCCGUGUCGGACGCAGAUGCCGAUCUACAGGCACGAUUGGACAAUCUCAGACGAGAGUAACCGUGUUUUCGGGCUGGCAUGAACGAUCCUGGGUUACGUCUCAAGUGAGCGCGACGCGCAGUUCGCGCAACGAUCACGUAGCGGGUUCGUUAAUAUACGCUCCUGUAUGUUGUAAGUCAUUAAGGACGAUAAUUUUGUUUGAGCUUGUUUUAUUUUCCUUUAAAUCGUAAGUUGUACUCCCCUUUUGAUGCUGCUUUAUUUUGUCGCAAUCAACGCGAACGUGAAUGUAUAUAUGAGAAUAAAGUACCGAAAAUGGUUCGGCGCGUCC
Molecule: messenger RNA, 1129 nt
Organism: Anopheles coluzzii
Lineage: Eukaryota; Metazoa; Arthropoda; Insecta; Diptera; Culicidae
Gene: Vps2
Product: charged multivesicular body protein 2a
Exons: 2
Coding region: 163-861 (232 amino acids)
Biological process (GO): late endosome to vacuole transport; protein transport; endosome transport via multivesicular body sorting pathway
Cellular component (GO): multivesicular body; ESCRT III complex
Source: RefSeq, a predicted model, not a curated record